Phaeodactylum tricornutum CCAP 1055/1 is the source of this 1011-nucleotide messenger RNA. RefSeq lists its product with no specific name. The coding region runs from base 1 to 1011 and encodes 336 amino acids. NCBI's taxonomy places the organism in Eukaryota, Bacillariophyta, Bacillariophyceae, Surirellales, Neidiaceae. Gene Ontology annotation, molecular function: cysteine synthase activity. Gene Ontology annotation, cellular component: cytoplasm. The record is from RefSeq and is a predicted model, not a curated record. The transcript has 2 exons.
AUGUCUUCUUCCACCAGCCGUAGUUUCUCAUUGAACGCCAAGAUUGCCGAGAACGUUUUGGGUUUGAUUGGCCAGACGCCGUUGGUACAAUUGAAUCGCGUAACGGAAGGUUGCGUCGCGCAAAUAGUCGCCAAACUGGAGAGUUCCAAUCCAGCCAAUUCCGUCAAGGAUCGCAUCGCCCUCAGUAUGAUCACGGAAGCCGAAAAGCGGGGCGACAUCAAGCCGGGGAAAACCAUUCUCGUGGAACCCACCUCCGGGAAUACCGGUAUUGGACUCGCCAUGGUUGCUGCCGCCAAGGGAUACAAGCUGAAGCUCACCAUGCCCGAGUCCAUGAGUAUGGAACGGCGCGUCCUGCUCAAAGCCUUUGGAGCCGAUGUUGUUUUGACACCCGCAGCCAAGGGAAUGGGAGGAGCCAUUGCCAAAGCGGAAGAAAUCGUCAAUUCUCUCGGAUCCGACGCCAUGUUGCUCCAGCAGUUCAACAAUCCCGACAAUCCGAAAGUGCACCGCGAAACCACGGGCCCGGAGAUCUGGUCCGACACCGACGGUGAGGUGGACAUUAUUGUUGGCGGCAUCGGUACCGGCGGGACCAUUACUGGCUGUGCGCAGUACCUCAAACCGCUCAAUCCCAAGCUCCAGGUAGUCGCCGUCGAACCCACCGAGUCAGCCGUCUUGUCCGGCGGCAAACCCGGUCCCCACAAGAUUCAAGGCAUUGGUGCCGGCUUCAUCCCGGGCAACGCCGAUACUUCCUUGCUCGAUGAAGUCGUGCAGAUCUCUGGCGAGGACUCCAUGGCCAUGGCCCGCAAAAUGGCCACGGAAGAAGGUAUCUUUUGCGGCAUUUCCAGUGGAGCCGCCGUUUUGGCCGCCAUUCAGAUUGGCAAGCGUCCAGAAAACGCCGACAAGCGUAUCGUGGUGAUUAUUCCUUCCUUUGGCGAACGUUACUUGUCCACCGCUUUGUUUCAGGACUUGUGGGACGAAAUGGCCGCCCUUAAACCGGAAUCCGUCGGGGUCUAA